AUGGAUACUCGAAUGGAUACCGCGGUUACCGUGGAGCAGCUCCCCCCUGCCGUCACACUGAGUGUCGAUGCUCCCUCGUCAGAAACAGUCACUGCUGGCGCAGAGCUUCCAGAGCCUGCCAGCGGAAACAACAUUAACGAGAUCCUUGCGAAUACUCCGCUAGAGAAUAUCCAUCCCCAGUCAGAUGAACCAUCAGAUCCAACUCCUGCACCCGAACCGCCCCAACCUGAGCUCGAACAUGCGUACUGGGCCGAGAUUGAGGAGGACACAUCGGUUCCUGAUGAGGCGGAGAUGAAGGAAAUCGAGUCGACGGCGGAUGGGGACUAUAGUGCAUACGAGUACGAUUAUUGGGAGAAGAACUUCCACCCAGAUCUCGACGAUCCAGAGUAUCAGCCGGUUGAAAAAGGCCGCCUGACAUGGAAGAUCAAGGGCGUGCGAGGGACCAAAGACGCGCCCAACCGCAGCAAGAUCAUGCGUUCCCCUCCUGCUUUCAUCGGCGGUUACUGGUGGACAAUCAAGUUUUUCCCGCGUGGUAAUAACGUGGGUUCCCUGAGCAUCUACAUCGAAUGCUCCCCGACCUUGCCUCAGCCCGACAAGACAUUGCCAGAGACCGAGUUCAAAGUGUUGCGGGGACCGGCCGAUUCGGGGCUCAACACCGCCGCUCCCGAGGUGGACAUGAAGUUUGCCCGGACCGACGACUCGGCAAGCUGGCUGGAGAAUUUCACGGCACAGUACCCCGCUGCGGCUGCCAGCAAGCAAGAUUCUCCAAAGGACACCUGGAGAGUAUCGGCACAGAUUGGUGUCAUUUUGUACAACCCGGACGAGCCUCGUACGGGUUGGAUGCAGUCCUCGUGCCACCAAUUCAACCCGCACAAUCUUGACUGGGGCUGGACUAAUUUCCACGGCCCGUGGGACCAGAUCCACCGCCGACAGCGGGGCCAGCGCCAGGCGCUACUCCGCAAUGACACGCUUGCGUUCGAUGCGUACAUCCGCAUUAUUGACGACCCCACCCGGUCUCUGUGGUGGCAUGCGAGCGAUUCUGAACCGACUUGGGACAGCCUGGGCUUGACUGGCUACCGGCCGCUGGGUGAUUCUGUCAUCAAUCACAGUGCCGAGGUUGCGGGACUGGCCUCAUGGCUGCAUCUAGCACCUCUGUGCAAGAUAAUCCAAAAUGCCAAGGUCUUGGACCAUCUCACAGACUGCGAUGUCAAGCCCAAGCCGCUCUGCGAUGCGCUACAGAAGUUCCUUUGGCGUCUUCGCUCUCGUGGUCAGUCCCUGCAAUAUGUGGAUACGGACAUUAUCACUUCCAUUCUGCGCAAUCUGCAUGAAUACUCAGGUGAUGUCUGUGAGUUCUGGGAGCGCCUGCGUCGGACCAUCGAGUUUGAACUCUCGGACACCGAUGCUCCGAAGGAGCUGGCCAAGAUCUUUGACAGUCCCUCGCCUGACUCCCUUGCCGAUUCCGGAGUGGAUGCGGUAAACACCAUCCCAAAGGACUUCAACUCACGCAUUUGUGUGCCUGCCGAACAGGCCAAAACGAUGCGCGAAGGGUUGAGCUGGUACUUGACGCAGAAACCCGGCCGUUGGGCAUUGCCACCUGUUCUCCAUGUCGAGCUGAACCGCCAUAAAUUGGACAAGGCGGCACGUCAGUGGCGCCUUGUCUACAACAAGGUUGACCUGGAUGAGGAGUUGGAUCUGACUCCCUACCUGGUUGACGGCCAGUGUGGAAACUAUGUCCUCUAUGGCUACAUUGUCCACCGCGGACGGCGCACGUCGGGCAAAUUCUUCAGCAUUCUUCGUCCCGGUGGGCCCGGAACAAGAUGGCUUGCAUUCGAUGACGGCAGCGAUAAUCGUGUUGAAUGCCUCACACGCAAGACGGCCCUGGGGCCGCAUCUGGGCCUGGAUGAGUCUCAGAAAGUAGACCACAAGUCUGGUCAUGAUGUCGCCAUCGCCGUCAUGUAUAUACGAAGCGACGUUGUCGCAGAGUUCCUCCCUGGCCCUCAGGGUCCGUGGGACGUUUCGCCAUCGCUGAAGGAGUAUUAUGAGACCGGCGUCUACCCUCUCUCCUCCGUGUCCGGGGGAAAGGCCGCAGAGAAGGAAAUCCAAGUAGAGGUCUAUGCUCCGCCGCAGUAUGACCAGUUGCCUAGUCUGUUUGACUCCUACGAUUUGAUGUCGCAGGCCAAGGCGGCCAACAGGGUGAUGUAUAUGACUGUUCCCCGCUCCGAGAAUAUUGUCGAGUUGCGCAAGAAGAUCGCUCUCUGGGCCUCUGCGGCCAGCGAGACCCAGGCCAGUCCCGAGAAUAUCCGUCUGUGGCAGAUUGGACAUACUCGUGAUCGAUACGGGCCAACACUUGCGUUCGAGCGGAUCUCGGAUCUGAAAUCGACCCUUGAUCUACCUGUUCCAGUUGCUCGGCUGUGGAUGCAGAUUGUCUCUGAUGAUGAGGCAAAGUACUUUGCCAUCAGAGAUCCCCGCGACACUGUAGUCGCUCAGCGCAAGGCUGAAGAGGCGGUAGUCGAACGCGCUGGUUCUGAAUCUUCGGACGACAGACAAUAUACUCCUGAAGUCCGAAGCGGAGGGGCUGAGGCCAGCUCAUCUGGUAACGUGACCGAAAGCGAUCUCAGCAACGGUGACAGGGUGUCGGCUGUGGUCACGGAGAGCUCUGACCUGGAGACUUCCAACUCCCCUGCUGAGAUUCAGCCCAGCAAUGUGGGUGCUGAAAAUGAUGCGGCCAUAGCGGCGAUCAUCGCACAGGAUGUCCAGCAGAUGGAAAUCGAGCUCGCUGAGGAGGCUCAGGAAUCACCCGCUCCGGCUGAGCAGUCCUCCGAUGACGCUACUCAAAGCGAACCAGCACAGCAGCGAGCUGCUUCUCCAGCUCCCGAAACUGUGUCUACCACUUCGGAAGAGCCCGAAGUUCCGCUGCCCGUCGAGCACGUUUACUAUUUCAUUCAAAUUUUCGACGUCGAGGCACAAGCAUUGCGUACGGCGGGCUCAUUCUUCUCCCGGAAGGAGGAGAAAGUCAAGACCGCUCUGCGGAAACACUUGAAGUGGCCGAUGAUGAAGGAUUUCGCGAUCUGGCAGCGGGUUGACGGUACCACUGUCACAACCAUGUCCAGCGUGGGAACAUUCGACACGUAUGUGCCAGAUGGGACCUGUUUUAUUGUCGGUGACAAAUUAAGCAAGGAGAAGCGCACGGAACUCAGCGUUGCGGGUCUAUUCUCCAGUCCUGAUCGGCUGGUCCACUACCUCUUCGCAGCGGAGCGCAAUCACCCAACUCGGGCCUUCACCGGCACCAAGACUGUCGAUGCCUCCUUUAACAGCGAGUACUACAGCGGCGAAUUCCUGAAGGGCUACUACCACGGCAAAGGCAAGCACAUCUCCGACUCGGCCGCCACCUACGUCGGCGACUUUGUCUUCGGCAAGCGCCACGGCAGCGGUGCCAUGGAGUACCCCACUGGGGAUACCUACGAUGGAGAUUGGUACGAAGACCAGUGCCACGGGCAGGGCACCUUCGUCGAGAAGAAGACAGGCAAUAAAUAUGUCGGCGGUUACAAGGACGGCAAACGACACGGCAAGGGCAUCAGCUACUGGGAAGUCGCUGACGAAGAGAUGGAUCUGUGCCAGAUCUGCUACAGUGAGGAGCAGGAUGCCCUGUUCUAUGACUGUGGCCAUGUCUGUGCCUGUGUGACUUGUGCCCGCCAGGUCGAUAUCUGCCCUAUCUGUCGGAAGAACAUCAUCAGCGUGGUCAAGAUCUAUAGAACGUGA
Molecule: messenger RNA, 3759 nt
Organism: Aspergillus lentulus
Lineage: Eukaryota; Fungi; Ascomycota; Eurotiomycetes; Eurotiales; Aspergillaceae
Product: putative MATH and UCH domain protein
Biological process (GO): peptidyl-hypusine biosynthetic process; protein deubiquitination
Cellular component (GO): cytoplasm
Molecular function (GO): protein binding; deoxyhypusine synthase activity; cysteine-type deubiquitinase activity
Source: RefSeq, a predicted model, not a curated record